CUUUCUCUUCUCUGCGCCCGCAACUUUAGUUCUAAUGUAUCUUGUACGCGCUGCACAUCAUAAGCUCUGUCGUGUCCAUUCAGCUGUAUCCGGUAAGCAAGGUCGCAGGUGUGCUGAAGGAAGUUACAUGGACGCUGAACAAAUCGUAGUUUGUGUGUGAAGUACUCUGUUGUGUUUUGGAAGGCGUAAAGAUUCUUUAAUCUUAUUUUCCGAAGACAGUGCAGUUUCUAAGCUUUGUGUCGUAUAUUGUACACCGCCUGGUUACUUUAUAAAAGUAACUACUGAAACAAGGAAAUUACUUGUGACAGUAUCAUUCCGAAUAUGCGGAAGAUUGUGACGUCACACAUGUUUCAUUACUGUCAUCGAUACUGUUGCUGUGUGAUACACGAACCAGAUACCAGUAAGUGUGGAGCAACGGAACGUUUCAUUGGAUGAGGUGGAUAAACAGACCCCCUUCUGAAGACUUCGCCAGACAGCUACGACUCAGAUCCAUAUUGGCUGAGGGAUUUGUUUGUCCCCAUUUGUACGUACCAUAGCCGUCUGUUUCAUGGUUGAAUCGACUACAAGAAUGAGUGUUGUUCUUCAGAUCAAAGAUAAAAAAGAAUAGAGCAACCUCACCAUAAUUUCUCCAGCCAGUUCCAGCUCGAAUUUUGGCUACAAACAUAAAAAAUGAAGAUCUUCCUUUGUGUGGUGAUAUAUUCCUUAUUUAUCUCGCAGCCAAGAGUCCAGGCAUCAACGCCCGAUUCUCCAACGUAUGUCGCCGCUGUGGUGGAGUACUCCCCAGUCACGGCUUCAGAUGGCGACACUGCAGCUGACGUUGUAACCAAGAACUUAGCGAACUACGUUCUGCAUAUUCAACGAGCGGCAGAGAAGGGAGCUGACAUCAUCGUGUUUCCGGAGUGCGGUUUGGUUACCUUUGCCGGUCAUGGCAGCUUCUCAACUCACCUGCCGAAUCCUGAAGAUCGGGUGAACCCUUGUACGGAUGAUUCCAGCGGAGUGGAGGAGGUCGUCCGCACGCUGUCGUGUGAGGCUCGAAACCGAAGCAUCUAUGUUGUGGUGAAUAUUCCCGAGAUGGUACCAUGUCCCAGUGAUACCAAUUGUUCGUCCUCAGAUGUUCUCCUUUACAAUAGUAACGUUGUAUUUGACCGAGACGGAACCGUGGUGGCGAGAUACCGAAAGUUCAAUUUGUUCGGUGAACCUGGCUUCAGUGCGACUUUAGAACCUGAGUUGUCCGUCUUCGACACGGACUUUGGAGUGAAAUUUGGAACGUUCACUUGCUUCGACAUUAUGUUUGAAAAACCAGCAGUCUCUCUGGUCAGAGCCCUGGGAGUCACUGACGUCGUGUUUCCAACUGCGUGGUUCUCCCAACUGCCCUUCCAUUCAGCUGUUCAGGUGCAGUCAUCAUGGGCUUCUAGUAUGGACGUCAACUUCCUUGCUUCUGGGUACAACAACCCUCGAGGGGGUAGUUCAGGAAGCGGUAUCUACGCCGGGAAAGAAGGGCCCAUCGUGGCGGUAAUGCCCACUGUUCCUAGUACCCAAUUACUAUUGGCUGUUGUGCCGAAGAAAUCAUUUCAACGCACAAAACAUGUUUCAAGCAAUGUUUCAAAUGUUUGCGAGCUUAUUACAGCGACGCCUUAUCGAAAUGCUUUUCCUGAGAGACUUGACGGUAAUGACUCUGGAAUUACGAUGUUGAGCGAUUAUCUGGAGCCUUAUGAAACUCUACUCUUGACAGAGAAUGAGUUCUUCAGUAAACACACUGUGUGCCACAAUGAGUUGUGUUGCGAUUUUGAACUCGUAAUGCACAGGAGCCAGCAGAUUAUGAAUUCUUCUUACAAAGAUAAUGUUUAUCGAUUAGCGGUUUUUGAUGGAAUCCGUUCCUACACGUAUGUAACAGCGGGUGUCCAAAUUUGUGCUGUCAUAUCAUGCAUUAACGAUAGUCUGUCUUCAUGUGUUAAAGACUUGAAAUUGUCAAAGCAAGAAAUGUUAAAUACGGUUUUCGACUACGUUCACAUAUCUGGCAAUUUUCGCCAGAGUAACUCUAUCCAUCUGCCGAUCACACUCGUCCGCGGUUACGAUGUGUUAUCUUCAGACAAAUUCCAGUUCACGAGAGAGGAGAUGCCUGAGAGAAAUGAAAUAAAAGUCGAUAUGAAAACAUCAAGACAAAAUUCGAACCUUUUAACUUUUGCAAUAUUUGGACGCGAUUUCCAAAAAGAUGGCGGACUACUCACACUCCCUUCCAGGUGUCAUCGGACAAGUGCAGCGACAGUGACCGUUCUUAUAACCGUCGCUGUAAUUCUCUGUCUUCAUACUUAUUUCAAAUUUCCAUUUUCCUUCCUACAUUAAAGCCUUACUGUCUAGCCACAACAAUUCUACGAGUGGAAAGGACACCAAUUAAAAUUCAGCUGAUAAACAUUUUUGUUAUGUCUUCAUCCCUUAUAAGAGAUCUUCCUUUCCAUUAACUCUUUAGUCGAAAGUCGUGAUCGAGUGGUUAGCACUCCUGCUUCGUAUUAAGAAGGUCCCCUACAGGAUAGUACUUUGAAUUAGGCCACGACCGUUUCCUUUAACUCAUUAUUCACUAUUACUCGACGCUAUUAAAAGACGUCGUUAGAUAAAUUAUAAAUAAAUAUUUAACACUAUCAUAAACUUGCCUUCGGUACAAGUGGCACUAAAACUUGUGUAGUUGUACCAAAACAUGUGAAAUGAAAGAGAAAACUUCCAUCGGGAUAUUAGUGAGAACUUUAACACUCACACAGUCGUAAAGAAUAUCUUAUUAUUUAAUAUCUGCAUUACAGGACGUCGUAAUACAGCAUAGAUUUGACGAACUAUAUUUAUGUAUUAUUUAGUAACAAAAUAAGAGAAAAGUAUCAUUAAUAUGAACGAAAAGGGCUGUGGAACAGAAAGGAUUCGAUCUUGUAUUCUGGAGUCAAACGGUUUGAUUUCCUUCCAAGGAAAUGUCGAAAUAAUGCCAUGAAAUAGUUCCGAUCGUUUCGCUCCAAAGUUUUAAGUGCUCACAAUUCGAUAUCCGUAUGGCAUAACUUCUGCAGCUGAAAUAGCGCCUUUAAAAUGACUAAGCCAAUAACAUAGCUUCAAAUUCUACGCAAAUUAUUUUUUUUACGGGUUUGGAACGUGGAUCUCUUAUUUUGUAGGAAAAACACAAAUUACAAGUGCUUGGGACACAGACAUAAGAAGGAUGAUGUAGCUGGACAAUUUAUAAUAGGAAAGAUAAACUUCGUGACUUACAAGGUCAUAUUAUGUACCCUAUUAUUUAUGACAGCGAGGUCCAGGUUUGAGGCUAGUAAACCAGAGUAAAAGCCAAAUAAAUUUAUGUUCUCCCACUGGUCACUGGGAGACUGAACUAGAACCAACGUUAUUUUGAUUAAAAGUCAUUUAGACACUGGAUAAAGCCUAGAAGCAUAAUUACGUAUAUUGCAAUAUGGGGUAAUCUUUCAUGUUUGCUUGUAACGUAACAAAUCACUAUAAAAUAACAGCGUAUUUUGAAGUGUUCUGUUGGAGAUUCAUAAUUUAUACUUAUCUACACAUAUUAUUACUGGGGAUACUGGGAACGACCCGUUCUUCAAGUGCCUGAGCAUCUGCGGGUCCCAACAUUUUCGUUGGCUUGAUCUAUAGACAUUUGGUAGGACUCCUUGGACGAUGGAUCGGCCCGUCGCAAGGCCUCUGCCUGUACACAGGACAGCACAGGGGAGAAAACCGCGGACACACAUGCAUGGCUAGAGUGGGAUUCGAACCCACGGUCCCAGCGACCAAGCGGCACAAGGCCCACGCCUUAGACCGCGCCGCCACUGCAGACCCCUCAAUAUUGUUAGGACGAUGAAAUCAAGGACGAUGGGUUGGCAGGGUGGGGAUGGAAUUGCAAACAAAAGUUUUGUGUAAAAAUCUAAUAAUAAGAGACCACUUGACAUGUCUGGACGUAGAUGGGCCGAAAAUAUAAAAAAUGGCUCUUAAAGGAGUAGAAGUGAAUUCACGUGAAUAAUUUUCGGGACUAGCAUAUGUACAUAAUCUUAAGGUUUCGUAAAACGCGUGACAUUUCUUGGUAAAGUGAUUGACUAACAAAUUCACGAGUAUGUGCUCACAAUGGGGUGAAAGACUUCUGCAUGACAUAGUUGUCAGCUUCACGCUCCGGCCGAUUUUCUCCUCCAGAAAGUCACAAGUCUGGAAGGACCUCCGUGGCGUCACUGAAUGAGAUUCCCAGUAUUCCGAUCCCGUUUAAGAAUAGAACGGCGGUAAUCUCUAAAGGUGGGAGAACAAAUAGAUAUCAAUUUCCGCGCUUGAAUUUCGUAUAGGUGGGUUGCUUCUGUCUUAUAUUUCAACUGAUAAAAAAAUCUUUAUAAAUUUCUACAGGUUUAUUUAUAUACCAUUCUCUUAUUUUAAUACUAUUUCAGACUCGUAAAAUAUUCUAUCUCUCUGCUUAGAACUUAUCUCAGUGUUAUUUAAUCAUGCAUAAAAUACUGUAUCUUUGUAAAGGAAAAAUGUUACGUGGUUAGACACUAAACGUUAUAGAUUUUCAGAUAUUUUUGUUGUCAAAAAUUUUGUAGGUCACAAGCGAAAUGGAUCUAAACUGAAAUCACUCGUGUUACAACUUGUCUUUAUAUAGGAAGCCUUCGUGGUCUUUCGGCGAAGCCCUUUGUUAUCUGUCGCUGAACAAAAGCGACUCUGAAACCGUCCCCCAAAGGCAGUGACUUUAUUAUUCUACUAACAACAUAAAGCAGGUUCAGAUCAAAGAAAUUCGAUACGGUACUAUUACGUGAUUGAAAACAAAAAAAACGGACUGGUGGCAGUUUAUUACGCGGUGGCCAGGAUUGUACUUAUCAAUGUCAGCUACUUUACGCUGCUGCUACUCUACGCCUUCAUUUUCUAAUACGGUGAAGUGUUUCACGUGGUUGUUUGGUGUCUAUGAAAAUGUCUAUAUUUCUAAAAAUGUCCCGCAGAAUAUCACCUAUAGAAUUUUAGAGACAAGCAAGAGAUUUUAUGUUUAAUUCUUUUAUACUGCAGGCGGUGUUGUGAAUUUGCAUGAACGCAAUUUUAAUGCAUCCUGUGAUGGUCUAAAGACUGUAACUUCCAAAGUAAAGAUUUGCCAAAAUGUCUCUUUUCGACAUGUCCCCGCGUUGCUGUCUGAAUAGCGUAAUAUAACACAAAAAUAUUUAACACAAACAAUACGACAUGAAGACAAAUUUUGUAACGUUUCGUGUACGAAUGAAGAUUAACGUCAAAUAUUAAACAAAUUUAUAGUGACGAAGGAAGCAAUUAUAAUUUUUAAAUACUUCGACUAUAUUUGCGUCUCUAGUAACUCCGGUACGGUGAGGGUAUUAACCCUCUGAAGUAGAAAUUCACGGAAGCAGAAUUUAAAAAUCACUUAUUAAGUAAACGAAAACACAACACAUCUCAAUUACAAAAAUAGGUCAGUUAAAGCUGUUUAAGGAAAUAAUCUCUGUUUACUCUAAGAAUGAGACGAAACCCACGAACACGGUUUGUGGUCAAACGAAGCAGAUGGUACGCAUAGCAGCCACAGGGUUUCAAAGGGUUAAACGCAGACUUGGACAGUGGAUCGGGAGUCAGUAGGAAGUUUCCAUACGUAAUAUUGCUUCAUAUCUCCAUAAUUAUACGAACAUAUGCACGUGCUGAAAUAUUAGUUGAUAUUUUCUUUAUCAUCGUUUUGGUGAUAAGUGGUAUUGAGACACAAUGAUAUCGACUUCAAUGUUUUAUGUUACAUUUGCGGGACUUUAUAUUUAGGUCCUUUUCAUGUCUUUAUAGUCUGAGGCUUAGUUAACCUAUUAAAUUCCCGGUUUUAAGGAGUUACAGAGGAAAUAUUCCAUUGUAUCUCCAAAUACACAAACUUAUUUUAUUUCGCAGGAUUAUAAAGUCUCAGUUGUUCGUCCAGAAUAGUGGCAGAUUUUUUUCGUAUAUUCUCUGUGCCAAGAUGCGCUAUAUGGAUACUAGAUUACAUGUUAUGUUCAAAUUUACAUAACACAUUUCAGAUAUUUUUCAGACCUUUUUUUUUAAAUGUUUGUGGGAUUAGAUAUCUCGGUUGUGUUCUAAAUGAAGGUAUAGUGUACAACAAAGUACAAUUAUGGCCGGACUAUCGAGAUGACAAAUCACACACAGUCGCAUGGCAACAUUCCAAAUUCUCUGUACGUCUCCCCAAACUGCAUUAUGGGCGUGGCAGCCAAAGAUUUCCUUCCAAUUUGAUGCUUCUGAUGUACACGUACCACGUAGUAAAUUCUGAGAGCUUAGGUUUAUAUUACGGCAUUUAGAAUCCAGUGGAUUGUAUAAAAUAUACAUCAAGUCGUCCAUUAAAUGGAGAAUUUGCGAGGGAAAAUCAAGUUGUUGAUGGUUAGACUGUCAGAUCCCUUUGGCUGAUGUAAUAGUUUACUAAGACCUGAGGAUCUUCGUUACGAAGGGAGAAAUAAGCAGCAAAUAGAUAAAGCGGGAAAGAAAACAGAAAGAAAACGUGGUACACUAUAGGAGACUACGAGAAAUUUCUUUUUACAUUUGGGGUUGCUCUCUAAACGUAAUAAUUUAAAACACAAACAAUUACUAAUGUUAAAAACUUGUAAUAAUAAAUAUAUCAGGUUACCCCGUAAUCGAUAUCACAGAAAAUCGAUGCUGGUGAGAUUUAUCGGAAUAUAUCAAAACGCUAAAAUUAUAAGUUAAUUUGGGCCCUCAAAUGAAAUGAACUUAGAGUUAACGAAACUCGCAAAUGACAUAACAUAUUUAGAAUUUAAAAAUGUUGUGUACGAAAAUUUGUUUACAAAACUAAAGUAAACAUGUGUAAUUAAUUAGGAUAAGAAAAAUGUCCCUCACUUAACCCAAGUUAAAAUUGCACGAGAAUCGUAUUAUAGGCCUGCCAUAUCCUAUUCACCGAAAUUGGUCUGGCAAACAGACAAUAUUGGCGGACAUAUCAAAUCUGAUAGAAUAUUUCCAAUAUUUAUUUUCUGGAAGGGCACCGAGAAGUUUUGUAAAUUUAUAUUUAUUAUAGUUUUAGCAUAAAAUUUCUGCUAUAAAAUUUCUGUAAUUUAAUUGUUACAGGCUACAUUUACAUCAGUUGCAUAAAAAUGGUCUCCCAACAAACAUAAUUAUUAAAUAUACUGAUUUUCCGGUAAACGUUUCGUAUUUAUAUCAAACGCUUCAUCAUGGCUUACAUUUUUCGUUUUGUACACGACAAUAAAAAAAAACGAUAACAGUGAACGAAAUUCAGUAGGUGCUGCUGAACGUUCGACUGAAAUUUCUGUUUUCAUUGCAUGAAUUAUUUACAACAAUUAAACAAAGACGCUGUUAUGGCGGAAGCAAAGAGAGUAGAAUGAUUUCUUUUCUUUAGCGAGUACUGCAUUUCAGACAUUUGUCUAUGUCAGCUGUUUCUCUGUCCAUACAAAGAUUUCUGUAUGGGAAUAGUGAAGUCUGUGUGAAGCUGUUUCUAUAUCAGAAUACAUUAUGGAUUAAAAAGUAAGAGCUGUCAGAAAUGUCUAGUCAACAAAUCAACUCUUAUGAUUUUCACAAAGCAGAAAUUCCUCGUGAGUAAGACAGUUCAUAUUAAACAUUUUGAUAUUAAACUAUUUAGUCUGCUAUAUAUUAUUUAUUCAUACGACCUGGGCAUAAAAGAUGUUAUUGGAUGUUAAUAUUUAAAAUAUAUUUUUUUAUAAAACAGUAGUACAAUGAGAAAAUAAUAUCGUAUAUAACACGAGCAGUUUUAGGGCAGAGAAAUAGAAAUUAUUUUGUGAUACUCAAAAACAUUACAUUUGAUCUUUUCCCAUACCAGAAUGUGUGUUUGUUCCAAUCCUGUCCUGGGGUCUUCCUAAACUUUGCUUUCAAUUUCAGUAUUUGUUGUAUAUAUGUUUAAUCUUUCAUUCUUUCUGCGUACUUAAUUUGUCUGUCUUAUCCGAUUUUUACAUAUUUUGAGGUACAUUAUUAGGUGAAAUGUAAUUUUGCAAUGUUGAUACUCACUUAAACAAGUACAACUGUAGCUUCCUUUUAAACCUAUGAAGAAAGUAUAACACUGUAAGUAAGAUAAACUGAGUGAAGAACAGAAUAAGAUGUUAGCUAAACACUUGAAAGAUUUUCGUGGUUUGCAUGAACGUGCGUAAAUAUUUCAGGUGCUUACAUUGGAUGAUGUUAAAAAUUCUGUGUAAUAAAAACUUACUUUAAUUUA
This is a messenger RNA of Zootermopsis nevadensis, 8161 nucleotides long. RefSeq names its product vanin-like protein 1. The record is from RefSeq and is a predicted model, not a curated record. NCBI's taxonomy places the organism in Eukaryota, Metazoa, Arthropoda, Insecta, Blattodea, Termopsidae. Gene Ontology annotation, molecular function: hydrolase activity, acting on carbon-nitrogen (but not peptide) bonds, in linear amides.